AUGGCCAUCGCCAUGUACGGUUAUAGCUGGCUCAAGCCGGCUGGAUGUGCCAAGACGAUGCUCGGGAGACGGGAGGAAGAGGUCGAAAGGGAGGAAGUCGAAAGGCAAUUGAGAGAGGUCGAACUCCAAGAGCGGCAAGCUCAGGAAACGGAGGAGCAGGAAAGACUGGCGAGGCUGAACGAGGCGGGAGAGGGUGAAGUGGAUGAAGGGGAGAGGGACUUAGACGAAGAUAUCCCCGACGCUGAUGAGGCGGACUUGGAUGGAGAGGAAGAUGAAGAAAGUGAGGAGGAUGUUGACCAUGGAAUUGAUGAAGGCGAAGAUGACGAGGCUUUACAAGUCGAUCUCGAUGAUGAGAUUCCCGAUGCGGAUGACCAGGACGACGACGACGACGACGACGACGUUGAACCCAUGUCGCCUGAUCCUGUUGGGGCGGACGGAAACUGGGUCUACGAUACCCGUCGAGAGCCGGACACUGACGACGAAGAACAGUUACCCCACCCACCUGCAACCAGUCGCCAUCCUCCUGGUCGUCUUGCGAUGGGAAGGGAUGGUAUGCACGCAACAGUCGCAGGUGUGCGUCUCCCACUUUCAGGAAGUGAUUAUGGCUAUGAUGAACGGGAUGCUGAGGACUUGACGGACUCUAUGCUCGAUCAGGAUGAGGUAUUUGAUGACCACGCUAUUGAAAGUAGCAACGCCGCCAUCGCCGAGCAUGACCUAGACGAAGAUGUUCCUGAAGCAGAAGAUGACCAGAUGUGGGAACAUACGGACACAGAACUCGAGGAGAGUGAGAUGGACAUAUCCGUCCUUCCUGGUCAAAGUGAAGGCCCUGGGACCACUGCAAUGGCCCAAACUCAGAAUCUACGCCCUCCUCCCAGUUCUGACCGCAUCUCGAUGCCGCGCAGCUCUGGCCCAUGGAUCACAGGACCUUCCCCUUCGCCCCAGACACAUGGACAGAUAAUCACUCGGCGUGGAGUGCAUGCCAGGCCUACUCCCGAUGCUGCCAUACGCGCCGCCAGGAUCGUGUCUGGGAACCGUCAACGCCAUUACCAUCAUGGACUCCCGAAUACGCGGCAUCAACUCAACCACACACCAGCGAUUCUGGAUAGCCCGCUUGACGUUAAUGAGGAAGAAGUCGACACCGACUUGGAACUGGAUACACCGGAUCCGUUUGCUGCCCCUAGAAAUUUGAGGGGAGGGGCUGCCGGCGGAACGACGGGACAAGAGAUUACACCCGGGGACGGCGCUGCCCGACCGGAAAUAGAUGAUAACAAUAAUCGAAGCCCAAGUCGCGCCGCCGCGGCACGUAACUGGCUUGACGGUGCAGCAGCAGCAGUUGUUGGUGGGAGCGGAAGUGCCCGGAGAACAUUAUUUCAGCGUGCGACGAGGAGAAGAAACAAUAUCGACACUGGCACGACGGCAGCUGCUCCUGGCACCGCACAGACUCUCCCCGGCGGUACCUCAAGUGGCGGGCUGUUCACCCCAUCUCCCCAUACUCAAGUCGCCGGCUCUGGCCGAGCGCAGGACCGACCAGGGGGAGCAGCACUGGAUUGGGACACGCCUGUGAAUGCGAACUCAAAUGCGAGUGGGGGUGAAGGAUUGUCAGGUCAAGGACAAGACCAGCGAGGAAGGGGAAGACGCACUGGACGGUUUCUGGGGUCACGGAGACGGGCAGAAUGA
Messenger RNA from Fonsecaea monophora, 1677 nucleotides. RefSeq lists its product as hypothetical. The record is from RefSeq and is a predicted model, not a curated record. Gene Ontology annotation, cellular component: anaphase-promoting complex. NCBI's taxonomy places the organism in Eukaryota, Fungi, Ascomycota, Eurotiomycetes, Chaetothyriales, Herpotrichiellaceae. The transcript has a single exon. The coding region runs from base 1 to 1677 and encodes 558 amino acids. Gene Ontology annotation, biological process: anaphase-promoting complex-dependent catabolic process.